Molecule: messenger RNA, 2981 nt
Organism: Sesamum indicum (sesame)
Lineage: Eukaryota; Viridiplantae; Streptophyta; Magnoliopsida; Lamiales; Pedaliaceae
Product: elongation factor 2
Biological process (GO): translational elongation
Cellular component (GO): cytosol; ribonucleoprotein complex
Molecular function (GO): GTP binding; GTPase activity; translation elongation factor activity
Source: RefSeq, a predicted model, not a curated record
CACUUAUAUUAGGGUUUUGAGCAGUCAGGACCCUCAGCACGCGCAUCUCGCUCUAUUAUAUCUCUUGUGGCGCUCGUCUACGGGAGCCGCCUCCGGACUUUCUUUUCUCGAGUCUCUCGUAAUUUUUGGAGCAUAAUCUCCAGUAAAUUUGAUCGACCUGUGAAAUAAUUAGAAACUAAUCAAGAUGGUUAAGUUCACUGCAGAUGAGCUCCGUAAGAUUAUGGACUACAAGCAUAACAUUCGUAAUAUGUCUGUUAUCGCCCAUGUCGAUCAUGGGAAGUCCACUCUUACCGAUUCGCUUGUUGCGGCUGCUGGUAUUAUUGCCCAGGAAGUUGCUGGAGAUGUAAGAAUGACAGAUACAAGAGCUGAUGAAGCCGAACGUGGUAUCACUAUUAAGUCUACUGGUAUCUCCCUGUAUUAUGAAAUGACUGAUGAGGCUUUGAAGAACUACAAGGGAGAGAGACAGGGCAAUGAGUACCUUAUCAAUCUUAUUGACUCCCCUGGGCACGUGGAUUUCUCUUCUGAAGUGACUGCAGCUCUUCGUAUCACUGAUGGUGCCCUUGUUGUGGUGGAUUGUGUUGAAGGUGUGUGUGUCCAGACAGAGACUGUCCUCCGACAGGCCCUUGGAGAAAGGAUUCGCCCUGUCUUGACUGUUAACAAGAUGGACAGGUGUUUCCUUGAGCUCCAAGUGGAUGGUGAGGAAGCCUACCAGACGUUCCAGAGAGUCAUUGAAAAUGCAAAUGUCAUCAUGGCAACUUAUGAAGAUCCCCUUCUGGGAGAUGUCCAGGUUUACCCAGAGAAAGGUACUGUUGCCUUUUCUGCUGGUUUGCAUGGGUGGGCUUUUACGUUGACAAACUUCGCGAAGAUGUAUGCAUCCAAGUUUGGUGUUGAUGAGUCUAAGAUGAUGGAGAGGCUCUGGGGAGAGAAUUUCUUUGAUCCGGCAACUAAGAAAUGGACAAGCAAGAAUACUGGCUCCCCUACGUGCAAACGUGGUUUUGUUCAGUUCUGUUAUGAACCCAUCAAGCAGAUCAUCAAUACUUGCAUGAAUGAUCAGAAAGACAAGUUGUGGCCAAUGUUACAGAAGCUUGGCGUCACAAUGAAGUCUGAGGAGAAGGAUUUGAUGGGGAAAGCAUUGAUGAAGCGUGUCAUGCAAACCUGGCUUCCUGCUAGUAAUGCUCUCUUGGAAAUGAUGAUAUUCCAUCUUCCUUCCCCCUCAACUGCUCAAAAGUAUCGUGUAGAGAAUCUAUAUGAGGGACCACUUGAUGAUGCUUAUGCUAAUGCCAUCAGGAACUGUGAUCCCGAGGGACCUCUCAUGCUGUAUGUAUCUAAGAUGAUUCCAGCAUCUGACAAGGGUCGGUUCUUUGCUUUUGGUCGUGUAUUCUCAGGGAAGGUCUCUACUGGUUUGAAGGUUAGAAUCAUGGGUCCGAACUACGUCCCUGGAGAGAAAAAGGACUUGUAUGUCAAGAGUGUGCAGAGGACUGUUAUUUGGAUGGGUAAGAAGCAGGAAACUGUUGAAGAUGUGCCAUGUGGGAACACAGUUGCCAUGGUUGGGCUCGAUCAAUUCAUCACCAAAAAUGCAACCCUGACCAAUGAGAAGGAAGUGGAUGCUCAUCCAAUUAGAGCAAUGAAGUUUUCAGUUUCACCUGUCGUGCGUGUUGCUGUGCAAUGCAAGGUUGCAUCCGAUUUACCAAAACUUGUUGAAGGUUUGAAGCGUUUGGCCAAGUCUGAUCCUAUGGUUGUCUGUACUAUUGAGGAAUCUGGGGAGCACAUUGUUGCUGGUGCUGGAGAAUUGCACCUCGAGAUCUGCUUGAAGGACUUGCAGGAAGACUUUAUGGGUGGUGCAGAAAUUAUAAAAUCUGAUCCAGUGGUUUCCUUCCGUGAGACGGUUCUUGAAAGGUCUUCCCAUACAGUUAUGAGCAAAUCGCCUAACAAGCACAAUCGUCUGUACAUGGAAGCCAGACCCUUGGAAGAGGGCCUUGCUGAGGCCAUUGAUGACGGACGCAUUGGCCCAAGGGAUGAUCCCAAGGUUCGUUCAAAGAUCUUGUCAGAAGAGUUUGGUUGGGACAAGGAGCUUGCAAAGAAAAUUUGGUGCUUUGGACCCGAAACCACCGGUCCAAACAUGGUGGUUGAUAUGUGCAAGGGAGUGCAGUACUUGAACGAAAUCAAGGAUUCUGUUGUUGCUGGUUUCCAAUGGGCGUCAAAGGAAGGGCCUUUGGCUGAAGAAAACAUGAGAGGCGUUUGCUUUGAGGUCUGUGAUGUUGUUCUUCAUGCUGAUGCUAUUCACAGAGGAGGUGGUCAAAUUAUUCCUACUGCUAGAAGAGUUGUUUACGCCUCACAGCUCACUGCAAAACCUCGUCUUUUGGAACCUGUAUACCUUGUGGAGAUCCAAGCACCUGAGCAAGCUCUUGGUGGAAUUUACAGUGUGCUGAACCAGAAGCGUGGGCAUGUGUUUGAGGAAAUGCAGAGGCCGGGUACACCUCUUUACAACAUCAAGGCGUACCUUCCUGUUAUCGAAUCAUUUGGUUUCUCAAGCACCUUGAGAGCUGCUACCUCUGGUCAGGCAUUCCCCCAGUGUGUGUUCGAUCACUGGGAUAUGAUGUCGUCCGAUCCACUGGAAGCAGGAUCUCAGGCCUCCACUCUCGUAGCUGAAAUUCGGAAGAGGAAGGGUUUGAAGGAGCAGAUCACACCACUCUCUGAAUACGAGGAUAAACUGUGAGCAUGAAGUUUUAAUUUAAUUGGACCCAUUAAAAUGCCAGAUCUGGCUGAGUAUUUUCUUUUUGCUCAAUUUUGAUUUCGUGGUUGGCAUUUUUCUGUUUUUCGUGUAUUAUGGUCAGGAGUUGCCUUCGGAUUCUGUUGAGUAUUAUUACUAGGAUGAGGAUGUUCUGUUUUUAUCUUUUCCCUUUUGCUUGGUUCUUGUACUGACCUUGACAUUUGACAACUGGUAUUCAUUUGGUCUGUUUAGUAUUAUGCUCAUUAUAUUA